Molecule: messenger RNA, 4892 nt
Organism: Ruditapes philippinarum (Manila clam)
Lineage: Eukaryota; Metazoa; Mollusca; Bivalvia; Venerida; Veneridae
Product: D(2) dopamine receptor-like
Exons: 2
Coding region: 3431-4747 (438 amino acids)
Biological process (GO): neuropeptide signaling pathway
Cellular component (GO): membrane
Molecular function (GO): G protein-coupled peptide receptor activity
Source: RefSeq, a predicted model, not a curated record
CCCCUUACCCAAAACUCAAUUGAAUACCAUUUCAUAUGUUUGAAUAUUUAUUUUGAUUUUAACGCCGAUUUCAACAAAUAACAUUUUGUAUAUACUCGUAACAUUAAUUCAUACAUUUGGACGAAAACUUUCAUUAUAUCAUCUUGUGAUGAACAAAGACUUAAAAAGUAUCAGCAAAAGCCAUGAAGUGAAGAACCUGUUUACAGGACACAUCCUUAAAUAAUUCAAUUGCAUAAUAAAUUGAAAACAUUGGAACUGUUGAGAAUCAGCGAAGUAUUAAGACACAGAAUAAUUGACUCUGCUUUUCUGGAUUUUGAAAUCUAAUUUAUUUAAUGUGUUGAUACGCCAAUGCGCACGAGCGUCUGAAUUGUACAAAAUUGUCCAAAACGUUUUUUAAAAAAGGAUUUUUAUGGUGUAUGUACAGUUGUGUGCCGAUUGGUUCCAGGGUCUGUCUUGUGGUCAUGCCUGAUCCGAAGUUUAACAGGGCUGCAUUCCGUGAACGGCUUUCUCCCUUGUUCAUCUCUGUAUUCAUAUUUGUCUAAAUUCUAGCGAGAAAUGUUUCUAAUGUUCUUUCUAUCUGGUAUCAGAAUGUGGGAACAACUUUGUAUUGUAUUAAAAGUUUUUUUUUCAGCCCAAUUUAAAUCAUAUUUUCAAAUGAAGAUUUUAAUUUAAUUCAUUAUUUUGGCAAUUAAUUUGGUUUAUCAAAAACUCUUUCAAAAAGUGGUAUCUCAGAUAAUCCUUCUAGUUAUAAAGGUAUUUCCAUCGUUUUGUAUACUGCUAAUCUCUUAAAAUCAUUCUAGAAAACAAAACUUCAACAGUCUUUAGGCUUAACAAUGUUAUUAAAUUUUUAAAAAAAACCUUAAUCAAGAUCAAGUGAUCAUAUGUUUAACUCAAGAACAAUUAAUCAAAAGGAUUAUGGUAAAAAUGUGACUAACCCUGUUUGCCUGUUUUCUUGAUUUCGAAGCCCUACACUCGGCACUUUUGUUAAUAUACAUAAGAUUGGGGUCGAUGGUAUUUUUCUUUUCAAUAUCUUACAAAGCGUGCAUGGUAAUAUUUUUUGCAUACAAUCUGGUCAUAUAAUCUCUGAAAAUUUAAGUGUAACAGUUGGUGUUGAACAAGGUGAUGAUAUAAUCCCAAAUCUGUCUAAGAUAUACAAUAACGAUCUGCCAGACAUCUUUAACCUUUUUACUACAAUAGGGACGGCUUUAUCCGUCCCUGUUAUUUUCGGCGUAUUUGCCAUAUGGACGGCUUUAGCCGUUUCUAUAAUAAUAAUAGUAAUAAUAAUAAAUUAAUAAUAAUAAUAAUAAAAAUAAUAAUAAAUAUAAAGAAAAUUAUACCAUCGACAAUAAUUAUUAUUAUACUAACAGAUUUGGAAACAUAUAUAAUUAUUAUAAUACUAAUAACAAAUAAUAAUAAUUAUAUUAAUUAAUAAUAUAGUAAUCACUUUGAAAACCACCUGGAAAAUAGAUGAUCAAUAAAACAAUAACCCUCUGGCAGCGAAAGGGUUAAAGUUUCUCAUGAUGAUCCACCAGAAAUAAACAAUGGACUUAUAUCAUAUCUCAUAUAUGCUGAUUUAUAAAGCUGUUUUAAUAAAUCGUCAAUGUAAUGUGAAAAAAAAAAUGUCUUACUUGCAACCUAAAUAAAACUGAGGCUAUUGUGUUCUGUAAUGAAAUGUCCCCUAAAAAUAUAAGUAGGAAACUAUUUGUAUAAAUCUUGAAAUAUUAUUCUCAUAAUUAUAAUGUGUAAAAAUAUCUACAAGAGAGGUUUGUGAGCUAAGUUUAAGCUUAAUCUAAUUUUAUUUAUUUUUUUCAAAAUGAACGUUAUUUUCGGUGUUUAUUCUAGAAGGGGGGUGGGGGAUUCACUCAUAUUUUUGAGAACAACCCCAUAUUUUUUCCGAGGCCGGGGGAAAUUUUACAUAGAGAAAGAAGGAAAAAGAUGAACAAAUGUAAUAAAUUCUCAUUUUUCGAUAAUUACGAAUUCUAGAAUAGACACUGAAUUUAAUUCAUAUCCAUCGCCAAAUUUUCAUCAGAGAAUAACCCUUUGCCUUUGUCAAGAGAGUUUCAGUACAUUUGACAAAAAGGGUACCGUUAUGGAAAUACACCGUGGGUAAAGAACAACUUGCUUAACGAUUUUGUAAAUAAAAUAAAUUGUGUAUCGCAGCUUGAUUGUAUGCAAGUUUGUGUCGUAUAUCCAUUAGGUUGAUACAUACAUGUAUGAAGCUCCUCCUAUUUUAUAGUCUGUCCCAUUCAAAAUGGGAAUGAAUAUUUGCCUGGUAUAGAUUAACAAAACGAGGUAGAGUUAUAAAUAAACCACUUUUGUAAACCCCCCAAAAAUCUCCCUCGAGACUUUUUCAUGAUAUUUCUCUAAAUACUUACUUAAUUCUCUUGCAAAAGCAAAGUUUUAUUUCUCUACGACAAUAUCUUGUAGUUUUUUUGUAUUUUGUCUUUUUUUUCUUUUUUUGUUUUUGUUUCGUUUUGUUUUUUUUUGUUGUUUUUUGUUGUGAUUGUUUAGCUAUUGCCGAAUCACUCUUCAUUUGAAGUUUGAAGUUGUAACUAUCCUGAUUAGUUAUCGUACGGCUAGAACCUAUUGAUGUCUAUUAUAUAAUAUGUUUCCGCAUACAUAUUUAGAAGAAUGCAAACAACCACUUCAGAACUACUUGAUGUCUUGCGUAUGUUUCCAUUGUGAACAGACAGACACGAUUUCCGAUAGAAAGCACGAUGAUAAAAAAAAAAAACAAAUGCUAAUUUUUUUUAAUAAUUUCAAAACUGAUUUUAAAGGCCAAUUAUUCCUUACACAUACUAUCAUUUUUAAUACAAAUGUAUUUUUUUUUUUUUUUUUUUUUUUUUUUUUUUUUUUUUUUUUUUUUUUUUUGGUAUCUUGCUACAGUUUCCAAAAAUUUACUCAUUUGCUACACAUAGUUGUAUUGAUUGUCUAAACCCUAAUCCUACAUUUAAAUACUGCUACCUUGGUGACGCACUACUACUGCUCGUUUAGUGCUAUUUUUCUCAGUUGUUUAACAUCUAAUAUGCUAUAAAUCCAUUAUUAGAACAUUAUUAAACACAUGUUUAUAGAAUAUGAAAAACAUAUGAAUUUUUGAGACAUAAUAUGCCUUUAAUGAUAAUUAUGAGUCAUUUUAUUAUCUUAUGAUGAUUAAUAGAUGAAAUAGAUAAUCAAUAAAGAAAUGAGGGAAAUGAAGAUAAUUGUUCGUAUACAAUGACUAAUACAAGGAAGGUGCCACUAUAAUAACGGCCUUGGUUAAACUUCCCGAGAUCACUUAAAACUGUGAUUUAAUUCCAGUGUUUAUACACAUAAUUAUACGUUUUCAUCCUUUUCAAGUAGGUUUUACAUUAUCAAAAUAAACUGAUGGAAAAUUUGAGAUAAUAAACUGGAACUGUAUGUACGUGUUUGUUUAUUAUUGACAUGAUGAAAGAUGACGCAAAAUAGUAGCUAUACCAACUUGACGUUAUCGUCAAAGUGGGACGAACUUUUACAAGAAGCACAUCGAAAGAAAGUAUUAGAAUAUAUGCCACUGAUAGUUGUACUGUUUGUGCUAGUAGUUGUCGGACUGAUCGGGAACAUUCUGACAAUAUUAUUCUAUGGAUUUAAAAUAAAGAAAACGCCUACGUUUGUACUGAUAUUGCUUCUGGCAAUAGUUGACCUCAUUGUCUGCUGUCUGGCAUUCACAACUAUCGCAGAUCUGUGUGUUAAUAUUAUGUUUACAAGUGAAAUUCUUUGUAAAUGUAUGUAUUUCUUGGAUCACUGGUUGAUGUUGUCAUCCGUUCUAAUUCUCUGGAUAAUAUCCAUUCAUAGGUAUAGAAGGAUCUGCAAACCAUUGGGAAGACAAUUGGAUGAGAGAUCAGCAAAGAUUGUUGUUGUCAUGACAACUACGUUGUCAAUGGUAUAUUGUAUACAUGUUUUCAUCAUUUACAAACCUGUGAAGUUAAACAUAUCAACUUCAGAUGAUUCUGUUCCAAUAGUAGUUGGACAUUAUUGCACGAAUACCGAUGACCCGGACAUUAGAGAUGUUCUCAUUACCUUUCAUAUCAUUGACAUAGUCUCUAUAUUGUUCUGCUUCGCGACAUUUGUGUUUACUUAUGGAAACAUAUGGCGCACGGUUAGACGACACACUAGAACAGCGACAACACUCAAGCAGGCUGUUCCAUCAAGUUCAACUGUAAAACGUACAAUACCUAUUCAAAACAACUUGGAGCAGACAAGUACUGUCAGCUCUAAAGACAAUAUAUCAACGGAGACAACAACAACCCAGAUGCAAAUGAGUAAUAUCACAACUCUAGGAGUUUCGUUAAGACAGGGAAACGAUCUUGGUCAGUCGGUGGGAGAUUCUGAAAACGAAUCUACAACAUCAGUACCUAAAGAUAACCAAAAUAAGUUCAAAUCUCAAAAUGCUCAGAAGGAUCUGUCUUCAUCUAAAGCUUCAGAAGAUCAAAAAGUGCAUGCCGCUUCAAAGUCUUCAACAACGUUAACACGUGAACGUAAUAUAACGUUGAUGAUGUUCGCCGUCACAGUUGGACUCGUUGUUUGUUUCACACCGUACUUUAUUGGUACUGUAGGAACAAGAGCGUUGUCAUCAACAAACGAAUCAGAACUUAACAUUGGAAAUGAGUUGGCACUUCGAUUUCCCUUUUUUAACAGUAUUAUAAACCCAAUAAUUUUCUGUGUGUUUAAUCCGCAAUAUAGGAGGUACGUGCUAGGUAAACUAGCGGCUUGUCUUCUAAGGAGGAAGUAAAAGACUAUCUUGUAUGAGUCUUUGUGAUAAAAAUCUACUAUAACUUUAUGGUGCCUUGAAACUAAAAUACUAACUCAUCAACAAACUAGUUUGUUGGUAUGGGACUAUAUUAUAUCUAUUAUAAUAACCUAUUUGGGCACACUUC